AGUUUAAAACAAUACGAAUAAGAUAAUAAGAAAGAGAAUUUUAUGUUUUUAAAUUUUGAAACAUCUUUGAUCUAAUAGUCAUAGAGUUGGAGUUGGGUAAUAAAAUAAAAAAUAACCUAUGUAUAAGUUCUGAUUGUCAUUAGUUAUUUACAAUAUUUUUAAUCGGAACUGAACUACGCAGCCUUCAAUUAAUAACGAAAACGAGUAUCAUGGUAACAAUGUAAGAGCUACUCCAUGUUUUUGACUCAAGGAAAUAAUAAAUCACAUUGGAAAUGGCGAGAUCUGAUACAAUGUGUACACAGUCUUUACUGGAGGCUGGGGAUAGACCUCUUGAUCGUUCACUUAGCGAACCUGGAGACGUUAAAACACAAUUUGCAACAAGAGAGGGUACUUAUCGACUUAUGACUCUUAGUGAAUAUUCUCGUCCAAAUCGUGUAGGAUAUCAGCAACAAGGGCAAACCCCACCCCAAGUUAGAGUUUCAUUAAUUACAUUGCCAGAUCAAAGUGAAAAGAUCUGCUUCAAUCAUGGUAGAGAAUUAUAUGUUUAUGUUUAUAAAGGUAUCAAGAAAGCAGCCGAUCUUAGUAAACCUUUGGAAAAGAAGAUUUAUAAAGGAACAAACCCUACUUGUCAUGAUUUCAAUACAUUUUCUGCUACAAGUGAAAAUUUGAGUUUGCUUAUUGGUUUUAGUACUGGCCAAAUACAACUCAUUGAUCCAUUCAAAAAAGAAGUCAAUAAAUUGUUUAAUGAAGAAAGACUUAUUGAUAAAAGUAGGGUUACGUGUUUGCGCUGGGUUCCUGGCAGUAAAUCUCUUUUUCUUUCUGCACACACUUCUGGUCAGUUAUAUGUCUAUAAUGAAGAACUCCCUUGUGGGUCAACUAUACCUCACUACCAACCAUUUAAAGCGGGUGAGGGCUUUACAAUUAGUACAUGUAAAACAAAAUCUACACGAAAUCCUCUAUUUAGAUGGUUACUUGGAACAGGUGCUGCCAUUAACGAAUUAGCUUUUAGUCCAGAUGGUGGUAAACUAGCUGUUGUUUCUCAAGAUGGACUUUUACGGAUAUUUCAGUAUGAUAGCAUGGAUUUACUUGGAACUGCAAGAUCUUAUUUUGGUGGUUUGCUAUGUGUAGCAUGGUCUAAUGACUGUAGGUUAAUUGCAGUUGGUGGAGAGGAUGAUUUAGUUACAGUAUUUUCUAUGGAGGAAAAACGGGUAAUUGCUAGAGCUCAAGGUCACAGGUCUUGGGUUUCAGCAGUAGCAUUUGAUUGGUAUUUAGAAACUGAAGCUUGUUAUAGAUUUGGUUCUGUAGGACAUGAUACACAAAUCUGUCUUUGGGAACUUCCAGAAGAAGCUCUGGCUCCUCCUAGACCUAGAGCUGCAAAGAAGAGGAUUGAUCCUUUGCAACUAGUAGGAACACCUGCAUGUCCUAGAUUAGAUGAGUGUCCAACACUCGAACCUUUAGUUUGUAAAAAAAUUGCACAUGAAAGACUGACUUCUCUUAUGUUUCGACCAGAUUGUAUUAUAACUGCGUGCCAAGAUGGAUAUGUGUAUACUUGGGCACGCCCCCCUUCAUGAAUGUAAUACUGCUAAAUGUAAAGUGCUAAUUUAUUGAUGUAUUAUUUUUUCAGAUGUCUUCAUGUUGACCAUUAUUGAUGAAUAAUAUUUAUGAUGUUUUUCUGUUGAAAUUGAUUUUUUUGAUGAUAAUUGAAAAGGUUUAUUCUUUUUAAUAAUAAAUGGACAGAACUAGAAAAAUUGUAAUAUAUUUUAUUAUAAAAAAUAUAAAUGUACAAAAAAUUAUAAAUUAGUGCUUAAUAUAUCUCUGCCUUAAGUACCUAACUUGUGCCCUAAUCUUCCAUCUAGUACAGAUUCAAUAAGUAAAUACAAGUGUGCAUGUGUCAAUCUUUUUUACUUUAAGUAUUCAACAAAUUUAUUGUGGAACUAGUCAUUUAUAUUUCUUGAACUUCAACUAGUAAAAAAUCACAAAAAGCUGCCUUUAUUUUCUUGUAACAAUAACAAUAUAUUAUUUAAACAUCA
Messenger RNA from Harmonia axyridis, 2030 nucleotides. RefSeq names its product WD repeat-containing protein 20. The transcript has a single exon. Gene Ontology annotation, molecular function: protein binding. NCBI's taxonomy places the organism in Eukaryota, Metazoa, Arthropoda, Insecta, Coleoptera, Coccinellidae. The coding region runs from base 273 to 1571 and encodes 432 amino acids. The record is from RefSeq and is a predicted model, not a curated record.